AAUUUUUUGUUAGUUUAACUUGAGAUGCAAGGAAUUUGAGUGCUAAGUCUUAUACAGAAUAUAAACCCAAACUAUAGUGGAAGAAGCAAGUUAUACAAAAGAAGUUGGUGUAUUUUUUAAAUUUCAAUCUCUCUGGAAAAAUACUGAACGAAUUUUAGUGGUGUUAUAAUGACAACUUAUACAAACAAAGGUCCUAAGCCAAGUGCUGGGACAUUUAACAGUUUCGAUCAUAUCACGUUUUAUGUAGGAAAUGCCAAACAAGCUGCCACCUACUACACCACAAAAUUAGGAUUUGAACCCUUGGGCUAUCAGGGAUUGGAAACAGGAAGCCGUAGAUUUGCAAAACAUGCUGUUAAACAAAAUAAAAUUGUUUUUGUUUUUGUAUCAUCAUACCUUCCGAAUGAUUCAGAACAUGGAGAGCAUUUAGUGAGGCAUGGUGAUGGUGUUAAGGAUAUUGCUUUUGAAGUCGAACAACUUGAUGAAAUCGUACAAUUUGCCAAACAACGUGGUGCCAAAAUUAUCCGAGAUAUAUGGGAAGAGAGUGAUGAAAAUGGAAUAGUACGAUUCGCUACUUUGCAAACAUACGGAGACACCCUUCAUACCUUAGUUGACCGCAAAAACUAUAGUGGUCCAUUCUUACCCGGUUACAAGACAUCACCAAAAGAUCCCCUAUUACAAUUGUUACCUCCAGCUAAAUUAAAUUUUAUCGAUCAUGUUGUUGGCAAUCAGCCAGAUCUUCAAAUGGAAGCUGUGGCCAAAUGGUACGAACAUAUUUUACAAUUCCAUCGUUUUUGGUCCGUAGACGAUUCACAAAUUCACACAGAAUAUUCAUCGUUACGAUCGAUUGUUAUGAGUAACUAUGAAGAAACUGUUAAGAUUCCCAUCAAUGAACCUGCCAAUGGUAAAAAGAAGUCACAAAUUCAGGAAUUUGUUGAUUAUUAUGGAGGUGCUGGAGUCCAACAUAUUGCUCUCAAUACAGACGAUAUCGUUGGGGCUAUACGUAAUUUGAGAGCACGUGGAAUGGAAUUUCUAUCCGUGCCAAGUAGUUAUUAUGAUCUUUUGAAAAAACAACUACAAAGUAGUAGCACGAAAAUAAAGGAAGAUAUGGGAGUUCUGCAAGAAUUGAAUAUUUUGAUUGAUUACGACGAAAAUGGAUAUCUUUUGCAGAUUUUCACAAAGAACAUGCAAGAUAGACCAACGCUUUUCCUCGAAGUCAUUCAGCGACAUAACCAUAAUGGAUUCGGUGCUGGAAAUUUUAAAGCUUUAUUCUCGGCAAUUGAAAUCGAACAAGAGAGGAGAGGCAACUUGUAAAUUAAGAGGAACAGCAAAAAAAACAUUAAAACAUUUUGUUUUGUUUAAUUUAAUUUAGAAAAUUAUGUACUUUUAUUCUAAAAUAGAUGAAAAACAUUGCAAAUGAAAAAUCAA
This is a messenger RNA of Eupeodes corollae, 1425 nucleotides long. RefSeq names its product 4-hydroxyphenylpyruvate dioxygenase. The record is from RefSeq and is a predicted model, not a curated record. Gene Ontology annotation, molecular function: 4-hydroxyphenylpyruvate dioxygenase activity. The transcript is spliced from 7 exons. Gene Ontology annotation, biological process: L-tyrosine catabolic process. The coding region runs from base 169 to 1311 and encodes 380 amino acids. NCBI's taxonomy places the organism in Eukaryota, Metazoa, Arthropoda, Insecta, Diptera, Syrphidae. Gene Ontology annotation, cellular component: endoplasmic reticulum membrane; Golgi membrane.